Molecule: messenger RNA, 1049 nt
Organism: Moneuplotes crassus
Lineage: Eukaryota; Ciliophora; Spirotrichea; Euplotida; Euplotidae
Source: the annotation of a GenBank genome assembly
AUGUUUAUAAAAUUCACAACCAAACAAUUAUGAGGGAAGGAGUAUAAGCUCUUAAACUCAAGUUUACAAAAUAGAUAUCUAUUUAGAAACUUGCUCUUCCGAUCUAACUUUAGACGUUUUGGUAGUAUGGACUUCGACCCUAACGUUGAUUAUUACUCAAUCCUAGGAGUCAAGAAAUUUGCUAGCAGAGAUGAAGUCAAAUAAGAAAUACCUUGAGCUGGUUAAAAAAUACCAUCCUGACAUAAAUCCUGCAGCUGACCAAAACAAAUUCAAGAGUAUAACUGCUGCCUAUACUGUUCUCAGCAAUGAAUCUACUAAAAGUAGGUACGAUGCAUCAAAAAGAGGUAGCACUUUUAACAGUAGAGGAACUUCUGGGACAAAUUAUCGCACUCAGAGUCAACAGAGAACCUCAAAUUAUCAAAAUUAUGGCCAAAGGACUCGUAACUUCUACGAGAAUGCUAAACAGAACUACCAAAAUCAACAGAAUUACAAGAAGGCUGAAGAAGCAUACAAAAAGUGGUUUCAAGAUGCUCAAAAAAGAAGGAGAGAACAAGAAUUUGAACAGCAACAAUAUCAAAGAGGAAAGCAAUAUUACUCCUAUGAAGAAUUUAAGAGAGAUUUUGAUAAACAGGAUAACCGCACAUAUCAGCAAAAUUGGGAUAGCUCCCAGAGCAAUAGCAAAUACCAAAGAGACUUUGAAAGAGACUGGGAGUCUAUCAGGAACGAAUACCAUCGAAAUUCCUUUAGUGGUGCGAGAGGAUCCUUUCUAUACAUUUACUGGAGAGUAGUGAUCUUCUUCGUAGGAAUUCUUGUGGUAGAGAAUAUCAUCAGAAGAAUGCGAUAUGUCAAGCAACAAAGAGAUCUGAUACAGUUUUAUGGUAAUCCUGGAUUAGAAGGUUCUCAUAUACAACAAUUCCCUAUACACAACACUAAGGAAAUAAUUCAAAAUCAUCCGGGUACCCAUGCGUACAGAGUAGUCCCAGAUAUGUACAGAAAAAGGGAGGAAUAACUUGACUUUAUAGUUGAAAAAUGAGCUAAAUUUCAAUUCA